UUAUUAGCCAGCCCAGCACGGCUGCGUCCAUCCUUCACUCUUAUCCUUCCAUUUCCCAACAAAAAGCAAAGCAACCCAUUUUCCCUCUCCCAUCGCUUAACCCGUGACAAGGAGAAAAAAAACGAAAAACCAAGUGAGGAGAAAAUGAGAGAAAUCUUGCACAUCCAAGGAGGUCAAUGUGGGAACCAGAUCGGGGCUAAGUUCUGGGAAGUGAUAUGCGACGAGCAUGGAAUUGACAACACUGGAAAGUAUAGCGGUGACUCCGAACUGCAGCUGGAGCGUAUCAAUGUCUACUACAAUGAAGCCAGUGGUGGGAGGUAUGUCCCCCGCGCUGUUCUCAUGGAUCUUGAACCGGGCACUAUGGACUCCGUCAGAUCUGGUCCUUUUGGACAGAUCUUUAGGCCUGAUAACUUCGUCUUCGGGCAGUCUGGUGCUGGGAACAACUGGGCCAAGGGUCAUUACACAGAGGGAGCUGAGCUCAUUGAUUCUGUUCUUGACGUUGUCAGAAAAGAAGCUGAGAAUUGUGAUUGUUUGCAGGGAUUUCAAGUUUGUCAUUCUUUGGGUGGAGGUACUGGAUCCGGAAUGGGUACCCUUCUUAUUUCCAAGAUUAGGGAGGAGUAUCCAGAUCGCAUGAUGUUGACAUUUUCGGUGUUCCCUUCUCCUAAGGUAUCUGAUACAGUUGUUGAGCCAUACAAUGCUACCCUUUCCGUUCAUCAGCUUGUUGAGAAUGCCGAUGAAUGCAUGGUGUUGGACAACGAGGCUCUGUAUGACAUCUGCUUCCGAACUCUCAAGCUGGCCACUCCCACCUUUGGUGAUCUUAACCACCUCAUCUCUGCUACCAUGAGUGGUGUCACAUGCUGUCUGCGGUUCCCUGGACAGCUGAACUCUGAUCUCCGCAAGCUUGCUGUGAACCUUAUUCCCUUCCCACGACUACACUUCUUCAUGGUUGGAUUUGCACCCUUGACAUCCAGAGGAUCACAGCAGUACCGGGCCUUGACUGUGCCUGAACUGACUCAGCAGAUGUGGGAUGCCAAAAACAUGAUGUGUGCUGCUGACCCACGCCAUGGCCGUUACCUAACUGCUUCUGCAAUGUUCCGUGGUAAGAUGAGCACUAAGGAGGUUGAUGAACAAAUGAUUAAUGUCCAGAACAAGAACUCAUCAUACUUUGUUGAGUGGAUCCCAAACAAUGUCAAGUCUAGUGUGUGUGACAUCCCACCAAAGGGUCUGAAAAUGGCAUCCACUUUCAUUGGAAAUUCAACUUCAAUCCAGGAGAUGUUUAGGAGGGUUAGCGAGCAGUUUACAGCAAUGUUCAGGAGGAAGGCUUUCUUGCACUGGUACACUGGUGAGGGAAUGGAUGAGAUGGAGUUUACUGAAGCUGAGAGUAACAUGAAUGAUUUAGUUGCUGAGUACCAGCAAUACCAGGAUGCCACUGCAGACGAUGAGUACGAGGAGGAGGAGGAGGAAGAAGAGGAAGUUCCAGCUUGAGGGGAGGAGUCUCUAUAAGCUUACAGUUGGUCUGAAAUUUGUAUCUAUGUUGGCUGGCUCUAGCUGGCUGAUGUUUAUGUUGUUGAGAUGUCAAAUUUGGAUUGACAUGAUGUGUAUGUUUGUGGCUCCUAUUUGAGAUUAUGCUAUUACUUUUAAAUCUUGAAUGGAUCGAUGCUUGUAUUUAGUAGAAUUCUGGAAGAUUGAAGGUAAUAGUCUAAAUUUUCUUUUAUCCUAGGUGUGCAUGGAAUUCAUAUGAAGUAGUUUUUCUA
This is a messenger RNA of Theobroma umbraticum, 1754 nucleotides long. Its product is annotated as tubulin beta-3 chain. The record is from RefSeq and is a predicted model, not a curated record. Gene Ontology annotation, biological process: microtubule-based process. Gene Ontology annotation, molecular function: GTPase activity; structural constituent of cytoskeleton; GTP binding. Gene Ontology annotation, cellular component: microtubule. NCBI's taxonomy places the organism in Eukaryota, Viridiplantae, Streptophyta, Magnoliopsida, Malvales, Malvaceae.